Medicago truncatula (barrel medic) is the source of this 2002-nucleotide messenger RNA. Its product is annotated as glycerol-3-phosphate dehydrogenase [NAD(+)] GPDHC1, cytosolic. The record is from RefSeq and is a predicted model, not a curated record. Bases 360 to 1733 code for a protein of 457 amino acids. Gene Ontology annotation, biological process: glycerol-3-phosphate catabolic process; carbohydrate metabolic process. Gene Ontology annotation, cellular component: cytosol. Lineage: Eukaryota; Viridiplantae; Streptophyta; Magnoliopsida; Fabales; Fabaceae. Gene Ontology annotation, molecular function: glycerol-3-phosphate dehydrogenase [NAD(P)+] activity; NAD binding. The transcript has 5 exons.
UUUCACAAGGAGAAAUGGGCACAUAUAAUUUUCAUGAUUCAUGCAUUGAAUGUUUCAAUAAAUAAUGUUCAGCAUUGGUCAAGCAAUAUCUACCAACAAGAUUUGUUACCACAUUCCAAUGCUGCUGCAUAUUUUCUUAACCCAAAAUCUUAUUCUUAUCCUAACAAGUAACAAGAAUAAAUUUUGGUAGUUGAGUUAACAAAAAUUGAAGGUAACACACAAUGUUAGUAUAUUAAUAGGAUUCUCACUUUAGUUUAUACAUACACAAAAACCUAACAACUUACAUUCACAUUUUCAAGAUUUCAUCUCUUGUUUGGUUCUUCCUAGUACUUCGAUUCAUUUUCUUUUAGUUUUUGAUCAUGGUGGGAAAUAUUUUGGGAAAUGGAUCAUCUCAGAAUCAUAAUAAUGGAUUAGAGGAGAAACUUGAUGAGUUUAGGAGACUAAUUAGUAAAACUAAUGGUGAUCCAUUAAGAAUUGUGUGUAUUGGAGCAGGUGCUUGGGGAAGUGUUUUUGCAGCACUUUUACAAGACAGUUAUGGUCAAUUUAGAGACAAAGUACAAAUCAGAAUAUGGAGAAGAGCAGGAAGAGCAAUAGAUAGAUCAACAGCUGAACAUCUCUUCGAUGUGAUCAAUUCAAGAGAAGAUGUUUUAAGAAGGUUGAUAAGACGUUGUGCUUAUCUAAAAUAUGUUGAAGCAAGACUUGGUGAUAGGACACUUUAUGCUGAUGAGAUUCUUAAAGAUGGUUUUUGUUUGAAUAUGAUUGAUACUCCUGUUUGUCCUUUGAAAGUUGUUACUAAUUUGCAAGAAGCUGUUUGGGAUGCUGAUAUUGUUGUUAAUGGUUUGCCUUCAACCGAAACUCGUGAGAUUUUCGAAGAGAUUAGUAAGUAUUGGAAGGAGAGAAUUAGUGUUCCUGUUAUAAUCUCUUUGUCUAAGGGUAUUGAAGCUGCAUUGGAGCCAGUUCCUCAUAUUGUAACUCCCACAAAAAUGAUUCAUCAAGCAACUGGCGUGCCUAUGGAGAACAUACUUUAUCUUGGUGGUCCAAAUAUUGCUUCAGAAAUCUACAACAAGGAAUAUGCCAAUGCUAGAAUUUGUGGGGCUGAGAAAUGGAGGAAACCUUUAGCAAAGUUUCUUAGACAACCACAUUUCAUUGUAUGGGACAAUAGUGACCUUGUCACACAUGAGGUCAUGGGUGGAUUGAAAAAUGUCUACGCAAUUGGAGCUGGAAUGGUAGCAUCCCUUACCAAUGAGAGUGCUACUAGCAAAUCUGUAUACUUUGCACAUUGUACUUCAGAGAUGAUAUUCAUCACUCACCUGCUAACUGAAGAGCCUGAGAAACUUGCUGGACCAUUACUAGCUGAUACUUAUGUGACAUUGUUAAAAGGUCGUAACGCGUGGUACGGUCAAAUGUUAGCUAAAGGUGAACUAAGCCCUGACAUGGGUGACAGCAUUAGUGGCAAAGGAAUGAUUCAGGGAGUUUCUGCAGUAGAAGCAUUCUUUGAGCUUUUGAGCCAAUCAAGCUUAAAUGUAUUGCAUCCUGAAGAAAAAAAGCAUGUUGCUCCUGUUGAACUUUGCCCUAUCUUGAAGACACUCUACAAAAUAUUGAUAUCAAGAGAACAAUCAACACAUGCAAUUCUAAAAGCUUUGAGGGAUGAAAAUCUGAAUGAUCCACGAGAACGCAUUGCAAUUGCACAAAGUCAUGCUUUCUACAGGCCUUCACUUCUUGGACAACAGUGAUUGUUUUCACUUGGCAAGAACAAGUGUGGAUGGAACCAUAUAUAGGAAACAAUAGUCAAAGGGACAUAUAAUAAUAUAUGUAUUAUUUUUUGAGUUUUUUGUUUUACAUUAUUGUUUGUAUAUAUAUGUCAAAAUACAAGACUCUUAAGCAUUUAGAUUGAUGAUUUUCCAAAAACACUACAUUGUGGCCAAAAUUGGAGUAACACUUCUUUUGAAUUUAUGUUCAAUUUUCAUUAAAAAUAAUGUGGAACCCUUUUACUUUCUGAGAA